GCGUGUUGUAUGGCCAUCGGUAUGUUGUAAACAACAUGGUGGAAACCGAGAAAAAGGAAAAUGUAACUUGAAUCAGCAACUUGGCUUGGAAGAAAUCAACGACGUCCAGUCGACAAGAGUACACUCCAGCACCAUGGCACUUGUUGAUGAAAUUGGUAUUGGAGUCGGAUUGUUCCUGCUCAUAUUAAUCUGGACGAUAUCCAUUUUCCUAUGCUUAGCAUUGUCUAGGGCUAAGGGUGGUGCAGGAGCUGCUUCUGUUGUUGUUCUCAUCUUGGCUUCAGUUAUUACACUGAUUCUAUGGUACAUACCACGUUUGCCACCAGAGGGAGUUGUUGAGGAGGUCAAGGUGUAUGACUACUUCUUCAUUGCGCGGGUCUCACUUCUCACCUUCCUAAGCUUCUUCGUCCUUGUAGGAGCCUUUUUUGUUUUGGUCCACUAUGCAUCGGAGCCCAUCAAAGGAAAGGCAAUCAAAAUGAAACGUUUUUAGGACGGAGUGGAAGCACAUAUCCUGUUGGUGCUGAAAGCCUGAAUGACAUCCUGGGGGACGCAAAACUGAUCGAAUUCGAGCGUCUGUUUUCAAACAAGUCCAGUCAGAAGAGAGAUAGCAUAAACUGAUCAUUUAUUCCGUUUAAACAUUUUCUAAAGUUGCAGUUUUUUAGAUGGGUGAUGAGCUGGGUCACGAUGGAUGACAGUUACUUUUUCAGCCUUGCUGGUCAUGGCGGCAUAGAAUGGCGUGAGUGGAUAUGUGAUCUAAAAAGUGCCGUCCAUUCGUUUGAAUACAGGAUAGUUUUAUCAAUGAUGUAGGGAGAGGAAGGGGUUAAGAUAUUUUAUUAUGAGGAUAUGUGAGUUAGUUGAUCUGGCAAGGUACUGGUAGAUAGAUUUAGGACUUUGUGGAUGAUAGAACUUCAGGUUUGAGGAGAGUCUACCACUUUCAUAUGAUGUAAUUUAAUUAUUCUUGAAGAGGAUUAUAGAUAAAGUUUUAUACUUUUUAUGCA
This is a messenger RNA of Lineus longissimus, 995 nucleotides long. RefSeq names its product transmembrane protein 218-like. The transcript has 4 exons. The record is from RefSeq and is a predicted model, not a curated record. Bases 134 to 487 code for a protein of 117 amino acids. NCBI's taxonomy places the organism in Eukaryota, Metazoa, Nemertea, Pilidiophora, Heteronemertea, Lineidae.